Messenger RNA from Dentiscutata erythropus, 194 nucleotides. NCBI's taxonomy places the organism in Eukaryota, Fungi, Glomeromycota, Glomeromycetes, Diversisporales, Gigasporaceae. The record is from the annotation of a GenBank genome assembly.
AAAAUCUGAAUUCUCAAGAAAUUUUAUUUGGUCAAUCGGGAUUUAUAUCUGAAUGGGAUAAAAAUUUUGAUAAAAUACUAAAACAAUUAAUAAAUAAAUAUAGCAACAAAAGUUUUGGAAUUGAAGAAAUUAAUGCCGAAAUACUUACUACCGUUGAGUCAGGAUGUCAAGUAAAUCCACCAAAUGUUGUUUAA